Procambarus clarkii (red swamp crayfish) is the source of this 2597-nucleotide messenger RNA. RefSeq lists its product as uncharacterized. Lineage: Eukaryota; Metazoa; Arthropoda; Malacostraca; Decapoda; Cambaridae. The record is from RefSeq and is a predicted model, not a curated record.
GUGGCGACCGUCAGUGUAGCGGAGGACGGCGUCGAGGGUAUACGUGCUUCACAUUCCUUCUUCCUUAAGUUUUAUUAUUGCAGAAUUAUCCAAAAUGUUUAUGUGGCGUGUAAUGAUGGGGGCGGCGGCGGCGACGGUGGUGAUGGCGGCGCCAGGCAAGCCGGAGGCCAGAGAGGACACGACCCAACUGGCCGCCGAGCACCGUAAACCAGUCGUCAGCGUCACUCCUCACCCUGUCAACGACCUGGUGGACGCGCUGCUCAAGUCCGAUACCAUGUCAGCUGUGGACGAGGCGGCAGCGCGGAUCACCUCAGCUGUUGGAGAAGUGGUGGAGGACCUGGGAGACUUUGUAGUGGGCACCGUCAAGGACCUUCCCAACACCAUCCGUGAGGUCUCCACCACCGUCAACAAGGCAAUGACUGACGGAAGCGAGAGGGUGGAAAUCAUCGUGAAAAGGUUCAGGACAAGACUUGUUAAUGAGACGGCUGUGGCAAGUAAGAGCGUCACCAACACCGUGGACAGAGUUCACAAGGCUGCCAACUCCUCCCAGACAGUGGAUAGCUUCAUGAAACUUCAGGAGCGGAUUGCAGUGACUAUGGGCCGAAUUUUUGCCUCCUUUGUAUUUAACUUAGACAAGAUUGACAGUGCUGUGGCGGACGGAAUCAGGCAAGCUUCCAGUACAUCACCUGGUAUUUCCUUGACUCCAGUACGUACUCGUCCAUCAGAGGAAAAUGAAAUUGGAAAAAUUGCCUGAGCAUACAGUACUUACUGCUAAAUACAUGCAGGAUGCAAACUCCUGAAACAUUAAAUAAAUAGUUUCAUAUAACUUUUUAUUUACAUGUUAACUGGCAAUUAUUAAGUUAAAACUACACAUUUCUAGCUACACUGAUUAUGUCUCCCAUUUCCUUUCAUCAAAGGGGUGGUACAUAAAAUAGUUAUCUGGACUUAGUGUUUGCUUCGCAAUAGAUAUGUUAUAGGUUCAAACCCUGUGCUGGCUGUCCAGCAUAAGGAAUCUGAAUCAUGUUAAUAUAUAUAUAUUUUUAAAUAAACUAUUAUUAUUUUUCAUGAAAAUCUGCAUAGGAUACCCUCAGGUAUAACAGAGACGUGUGCAUAGAACAGACCCCUAGACUCCUCGUUACUUGGGAUUAUAUUUUUAAGCCCAGAUAAAAGCCAACUAGUUUCUCGUUAAGAAUCUCCAGCAAUAUUCUCAUCAUUGAGGCUAUAAUAUAUAUACAGUACAGUGGUACCUUUGUUUACUAUCGUAAUCCGUUACCAGAGACGUGUCAUCAACCAAAACGAAUUUUCCUAUAAGAAAUAAUGUAAAUUCAAUUAAUCCGUUCCACACCCCCAAAAAUAUUAACUUAACACAUAUUAUACCAAAUAACACUCAUUUUGUACUAGCUACAAUACAGUAUGUAUAUCUUACCUUGAAUGUGGACUCUUGUUGGCAUAUGGAAGAUGGUGAGGAAGAGAGGUGUUGGUGUUUGGAAGGGGAGUCAGGCACUGAUGAUUUUUCUGGAGUACUCUCUCCUACGCUUUGCCUGGAUACCAUUAGGACCUGCUUGUGGCUCACUGCUUGUUUUCUCACUAAACCUGUCUAGCGGCACUUGUUUUUCCUUACGUUGUAACACCUGUCUGAAGUGAGACAUCACAUAAUCAUUAAAAAGCUUAACAUAAAGGCCUGCAACAGCUUGAUUUGGGUGACACUUUUCAGGAAAACUUUGCAAUUCUUCCCAUACUGGCCACAUUUUCUUAAUAAAUGAGGACGGGACAUCCUCUACUCAACAUCAACAACCCUCAUCCCAUUUUCAUGUCUAUGAAUGAUCUCUUCUUUUUCCUCUUAUCAUCAUCCUCACAACUAUUUUCUUAGGUUGAACAUUAUCACUGACUUUCUUGGGACCCAAGGCAUGAUAUAUAAUAAAAACUCUUAUGUUAAAAAGGCAAAAAAAGCAGGCAAACAAACUGAGUGCGCCUCACCCUGUGCCCCCAGCACCAUGCACUCGUUCGACCCAUACGUGUACGAACAGACGUAGUCUUUCAAGUAAACCGUCGUACACCAAUUCAAAUUUUAUGAUGAAUUUAUAUAUAUAUAUAUAAUAAUAAUAAUAAUAAUAAUAAUUUUUAUUUAGGCAAAGGUACAUACAUAAAGAGAUUUUACAAAGUUUGUUGGCUUUAUAGAUAAGAGCUAGUACAUACAAUGCCUAAAGCCACUAUUACGCAAAGCGUUUCGGGCAGAAACGGUAUACGAUUUAACAUCGUAUACCAAAAAAUUUGUAUUCUAGGGCAGUCGUCAACCGAGGUUCCACUGUAUAUAAAAUUGUUAGGAUCUAUUAUAUCUUAAAUUUUUAUUAUGUUCAUCUUGAUGUCAUCUUUGUCUUCACACUUAAUUAUAACUUGCAUAAUGUACUUUUAGUGUCAUGUAUUAUUGGAGUUUUUUUUUUUUAGCUACAGUACUAUAAUAUUGUUUAAAAUGGAAUACGGAGGUAAUGUUAAAGAAUUGUAUUCUGUAAGCACUCUCUAGCCAGUCUUUAUUUUACCUUGCUAAAAUGUUAAAAGUUUUUACGAAAGGGUUUAAUAAAAUAUCACAUGAGUAAAAA